CCCCGACCCCUUUCCAGAGCCAGAGCGCGAUUGGUGGUGGCGCUUGUCGCUCGGAGGGGGCCGGGCCGCGCUGCUUCGCUCUUCUGGUCGCAGCCACAGCCGCGGUUCUCCUGAGCGGCGAGCAGAGCGGGUUGGUGGCAUCUCCCAGGCAGCCAGCACUGGAGAUGGGAAGCAACGCGUACGGGCCCUGGCAGUGACAAAGUUUUCCAGCCCUGCAGGUCUCGUCACGCCACUGCCGGCCACCCGUGACCGCCUAGGGAAAGGCUCCGAGAUUUUGAAUUUGGGGGAAAACCCCAAAACAAAAAUCUAGACCCACCUCGUUUCCUUUGUGGAGCUCUUUCUCAGGGUGGUCAGCGGCGGGAGCUGCAAAGUUGUGCGCCGCGGCUCACACUGCCAGGGGACCCGCCUUUGGAGAGACUUAGGUGCUGGCGCACCCAGAGGCCCCAGACGUGCCAAGGGGGUUGAGCUCGGGGGAGUUUGGGGUGCACAGCGAGGAGGGGCCCCGGGAGCUCUAUAUGGAGGUAGGACCCCAGAAUGGUGUGUACCAGGAAGACCAAAACUUUGGUGUCCACUUGCGUGAUUCUAAGCGGCAUGACCAACAUCAUAUGCCUGCUGUACGUGGGCUGGGUCACCAACUACAUCGCCAGCGUGUAUGUGCGGGGGCAGGAGCCAGCGCCCGACAAGAAGCUGGAGGAAGAUAAAGGGGACACCCUGAAAAUUAUCGAACGGCUGGACCACUUGGAGAAUGUCAUCAAACAGCAUAUCCAAGAGGCUCCUGCCAAGCCUGAGGAGGCAGAGGCUGAGCCCUUCACGGACUCCUCCCUGUUUGCACACUGGGGUCAGGAGCUCAGCCCCGAAGGCCGGCGUGUGGCCCUGAAGCAGUUCCAGUACUACGGCUACAACGCCUACCUCAGUGACCGGCUACCCCUCGACCGGCCCCUGCCAGACCUCAGACCCAGUGGGUGCCGCAACCUCUCGUUCCCUGACAGCCUCCCAGAGGUGAGCAUCGUGUUCAUCUUCGUCAAUGAGGCACUCUCAGUGCUGCUGCGUUCCAUCCACUCGGCCAUGGAACGCACGCCAUCACAUCUGCUGAAGGAGAUCAUCCUGGUGGACGACAACAGCAGCAAUGAGGAGCUCAAGGAAAAGCUGACUGAAUACGUGGACAAGGUGAACGGCCAGAAGCCAGGCUUCAUCAAAGUUGUGCGGCACAGCAAGCAGGAAGGCCUCAUCCGCUCCAGGGUCAGCGGCUGGAGGGCAGCCACAGCCCCUGUGGUGGCACUGUUCGAUGCCCAUGUGGAGUUCAAUGUUGGCUGGGCGGAACCAGUCCUCACCCGCAUCAAGGAAAACCGGAAACGGAUCAUCUCACCAUCUUUUGAUAACAUCAAAUAUGACAACUUUGAGAUAGAAGAGUACCCGCUGGCCGCCCAAGGCUUUGACUGGGAGCUGUGGUGCCGCUACCUAAACCCACCCAAGGCCUGGUGGAAGCUGGAGAACUCGACAGCCCCAAUCAGGAGCCCCGCCCUCAUUGGCUGUUUCAUUGUGGACCGGCAGUACUUCGAGGAGAUUGGCCUGUUGGAUGAAGGCAUGGAGGUCUAUGGAGGGGAGAAUGUGGAGCUUGGGAUCAGGGUAUGGCAGUGCGGUGGGAGUGUGGAGGUCCUGCCCUGCUCUCGGAUUGCCCACAUCGAGCGAGCCCACAAGCCCUACACAGAGGACCUCACUGCCCACGUCCGCAGAAAUGCCCUCAGGGUAGCUGAAGUCUGGAUGGAUGAAUUCAAAAGUCAUGUGUACAUGGCAUGGAACAUACCACAAGAGGACUCAGGGAUUGACAUCGGGGACAUCACUGCACGGAAGGCUCUGAGGAAGCAACUGCAGUGCAAGACCUUCAGGUGGUACCUGGUCAGUGUGUACCCAGAGAUGAGGAUGUACUCUGACAUUAUCGCCUAUGGAGUGGUUCCUUCAGUAGAGGACAGAGAUUGGAGUGGAGAAAAUAUCAUUGGUUCAGAUCUUGGCCACAGGUAGGAGGUAUAGCUCUGGUAGCAAACUUAAUUAACAUGUAUGAGGCUCUGAGUUCAAACCGUAGCACCAUCAAAAAUGCAAAGGAGAAUAGAUCUUGACCUCGUCCCUUCUUUUGGACUGUGGGCCUAAGUUUCUUCAUCUGUUAAAUGGGUAAUUGGCUAGAAGGGAGUCUGAGAAGUGCAAAUAAAUUUUCUUUCUCAGUUUAAAAUAAUUUGACCGUGAUAAUCAUCCAACUAAUUUCAGGACCCUCCACUCUUAAAAUGUUUUGUGCAGUACAUGACUGACAUCUGAGAGUAUCUCCUCUACUGACUGUUAAAGUCUGAACACAUAAUUCUUUCCUAUGUCAGUUAAGCCCUUGAUCCCACUCCAUGGGGAUGCUUAUAUUAUAUUCAGGUUAUAUGAAAAAAUGGGCAAGAACCUGGCUCAUCUCUGACAGAGCCUGAAAGACUACCUGGAAUCACAGCAGUCUUUGCUUUGGAGAGCAUAACCUGCUGCCUUUUUUUGAUAUACCAAGAUGAAAACUUGAAGGCAGAGCUGAGGCCUCUUUGGUGCCCUGUGAUCAGAGCUGAGUUAAGGGCUUCUCCAGCUGGAAAUGUUAUGAAUGGAGCUCUUGCCUGGGAGUGCGAAGAGCCUUUAUUGAGAGGUUUGACUCAGAACUAGUACCCAGUACUCUAAUACCCAGUGGUUCUGAAAGACACAGAGGUGGAACCCUAGACAACCCUCAGUUAAGACUGACCAGGAGGCCAUCUUUUAGGGGUAAAUCAUAUCUUCUGUGAGAGCCCCAUAUGCAUGUUUGCACCCUGAAACAGUGCCUCUUACCUUUCCACUUCUGAGUCUGAGAGUCAGAGAAUUCCCUCAAACAAUGUUGCCCAACUGCUACAUGAUACUCUAGAUCCUCCCUCAUCAUAGAAGUACAUUGUAUUGUAUGAUGUCCGUUAGCUCUGUGCACAUGACUAGAACCUUCCAGGGGAUAUCCUACUCUCUGCUCCAUAAAACUGUAUGGUGCCACUUGGCCACUGUUGACCCAGUCCUAAAAGAAUAUUGUGUGCCUAAAGAAAGUUUUAGAACCAAACCUCCAAGAGCCAGGACCCGCUCCAGACUCUACAUUCUCAUUAGUUCAUCACUGGAGCCAAGUAAGAUCAGCCACACUUACCAGGAGAGACAGAGGAAGCAGUACAAAAAGAGUGUUUACAUGUAGCUAUUAUAUUUCCGGGUCCUAGCUAAAGACCCUUUUCAUCCUCCAUGUAAAAAUGCCUUAUAGUCCACAUAC
Messenger RNA from Mastomys coucha (southern multimammate mouse), 3286 nucleotides. RefSeq names its product polypeptide N-acetylgalactosaminyltransferase 18 (gene Galnt18). Lineage: Eukaryota; Metazoa; Chordata; Mammalia; Rodentia; Muridae. The transcript is spliced from 9 exons. The coding region runs from base 535 to 2019 and encodes 494 amino acids. The record is from RefSeq and is a predicted model, not a curated record. Gene Ontology annotation, cellular component: Golgi apparatus.